Maniola jurtina (meadow brown) is the source of this 2654-nucleotide messenger RNA. RefSeq lists its product as uncharacterized. Bases 37 to 1617 code for a protein of 526 amino acids. The record is from RefSeq and is a predicted model, not a curated record. Gene Ontology annotation, biological process: DNA double-strand break processing involved in repair via single-strand annealing; double-strand break repair via homologous recombination. The transcript has 11 exons. Lineage: Eukaryota; Metazoa; Arthropoda; Insecta; Lepidoptera; Nymphalidae. Gene Ontology annotation, molecular function: double-strand/single-strand DNA junction binding; double-stranded DNA binding; Y-form DNA binding. Gene Ontology annotation, cellular component: site of double-strand break.
AUUUCAGAGGCAACUUGGAGAACUUUAAUUUUGAUAAUGGGAGGCUCUAAGGAAAGCAAUAAUUAUGUAUUCUCGAAACCAUUUCCUACUUUAAAAGUUACUGCAAUGAAUGAAACAUUAUCACAAGCUGUAGUUAACUUCAAAGAGCUGGUGUCGGAAUUUGAACAGUUACAUUUAGAGAAUAUAAACUACCAGAAGCUUUUACAUGAACAAAAGGAAAAAUUGGAGAGCCAAAGCUGUAGCAGCUGCGAUGAAUUAAGAAAGGCUGUUGCGACAAAGGAACAAAUUAUAGACUCUAUUACCUCAGCUUUAAAUAAAUUAACUCAAACUAAAGACUUUAACCUAAUAGAAGUAAUACUCAAACAAAUUUACUGUGAUACAACAAUACUAACUCCCCCUAAAAGUGUAUCACCACAGAAAGAAAACAAUCCAAAUGUUGUCAUAAAAGAAGAUACAAAAGAAAAGAACUUCGAAAGUACUUUUAAAAGUCCAAAGAAAGAAGUGGAAGAUCAAAUAUGCAAAGAUGAAUCCGUUACAGAGAUUGAAGGAACCCCAACGGGUCGGAAAAGUCCAAUAUUCCAGAGCAAAAAGAAAACCAAACCUCAUAGCUCUUUAAGCUUAAAAGAUAAUAAAAAGAAAUGUUCUGACUCGUGGUCGAGUCCGGAAAGUAAGGCAAUAAAGCUAAUAUACCCCUCUCCGAUGCAAGGCAAGCCGGGCGGCAGGCUGAGGCAAGGCAGACUGAGCUUUGUGAAGAUCAAGACCUGUCAAGUGGUCGACCUCACUUGCUCCCCAGAGCAUGGCCGGGAAAUCCAACCAAACAACGAAAAUAACCAACAGAAAGAAGUAAUAGAUAACGAUGAAACAAUACUGCCAUCACCUACAAGUGGGCCUGUCAAACUUCCCUCACUAUAUAAAUCUAUGGCAAAGGAUAGUCCAACGAAAUUCAAAAAGCCGCCGCUAAUAUCAAAAUUCAAAAUGGAAUCUGAAACAGAUGACCAUAAUAUUGUUGAACAGAAAGAUGUGAUCAAUAAUAAUGGGGGAAACAUUGAAAAUUCUAUUAACCUAUUAAACCAAUAUCCAAAUAGAUUCAAAUCCCCAGUGAAAAGAGAGAACAUGGACAAUGAGGCACAGUGCGGAGACGAAAGCAUAUCGCUGUUGCAACAUAACAUGAAGAAAAUUGACUGUAGGAAUAACAAGCAAGACAAUAGCCCAAGCAAGCGUCCGCUAGCUGAGAACGUGAAUAUAACGAACACGCAACACCACGUGGCCAGCCCAUCCCUGCUGCAGGAGCCUGGACCUAGUGGCAUAGACAAAAAGUCCAAUGAUGAUGUGAAACGGGUAAAGACAAACAUGGCUCCUGUGUACAAGGAACCAACUGUGCGGAAGAAAGCGGAAAAACGUGCUCUGCCCGGCUGGAGCUGCGACCAAUGCAGAAUCUUCUACGACGAGCUGUACAAAAACGACCCGGAGAUGCUGGCAAAGCUGAUGGAGGAGUGCUCCAAGCACCGCGGCCGCACCAACCCCGUGCGGCCCAGCACGCCGGGCGGCUUCUGGGAGCCCCGCUGGGACGUGCCGGAAGACACCGAGGAGUUCAAUAGGAGGAACAAUGCUGUUUGAUACAUCCUGUAUGCACCGCGGCCGCACCAACCCCGUGCGGCCCAGCACGCCGGGCGGCUUCUGGGAGCCCCGCUGGGACGUGCCGGAAGACACCGAGGAGUUCAAUAGGAGGAACAAUGCUGUUUGAUACAUCCUGUAUGCACCGCGGCCGCACCAACCCCGUGCGGCCCAGCACGCCGGGCGGCUUCUGGGAGCCCCGCUGGGACGUGCCGGAAGACACCGAGGAGUUCAAUAGGAGGAACAAUGCUGUUUGAUACAUCCUGUAUGCACCGCGGCCGCACCAACCCCGUGCGGCCCAGCACGCCGGGCGGCUUCUGGGAGCCCCGCUGGGACGUGCCGGAAGACACCGAGGAGUUCAAUAGGAGGAACAAUGCUGUUUGAUACAUCCUGUAUGCACCGCGGCCGCACCAACCCCGUGCGGCCCAGCACGCCGGGCGGCUUCUGGGACCUGCCAGAAGACGUCGAGGAGUUCGAUAGGAGCAUAAACUAGUUCUGAAUAUUAUUUGAGGAGCUGACGAACAAAACGGUGAUUACAUUUCUGGCCGAAAUACUUUUUUUUUCUUUAAUUUGGACUUUUUUGGCCCACUGAAUACAAAUCUGAACUCAUUUCCAAGCUAAACUGCCUAAAACUACUAAAUUGAGUAUAAAGUUCAUGAUUUCGAUUUUCGAUCACUGACAACUUGAAUUCAUUUCCAAACAAAUCUGCCUAAAACUGCGCUAAAAUUGGAUCCAAAGUUCGUGCUUUCGAUCAAAACUGUAUAAUUACAGUUCAGAUAGUUUUAUUUCGUUUUCUGCUUCUGUAUCGUGCAAUUACACCGUUUUGUUUGCCAACUCCUCAUUUCAUGUAAGGAAAUAAGUUUCGAAUCUUAAUCUUUGUAAGUACUCAGCGUCAUUAUCACUUGAAAUUUUCUAAAAAGCAACAUUACACUAAUUUUACAGUGCAGUUUAUGUGUUUGAAAGACGCUUGACCUACCCACAGCUUUCACAUUCCUCAAAACCUUACCCAAUUGUAUGAUAGUUAAACUGUGGUUUUUGUG